ACUAGAAAAUGUACGAUCAUAUUCUUCUUAAAAUUUAAAAUUUCCUUAUUUUAUCUUAAAAUAACAUCUAUACAUUUUUCCGCAGGGUUUCACAUACGUAGCACCAUCAAUUCUAGAGGACAUGCAACGCGCGAAUCGCAUGCCAGCACGAUCACCGCGUCGUACACCUCGGCAACAUCACGAAGGCUCCUACCGUAUGCAAUUUCCGCCACAACGCGGCGUCUAUCCGAGAGCAACGCCACCACAUUUGCAAGCUUUUCCGCCACGCCCAUCGCCCCAGGACGAAAUGAUGGAUGUUCAGGGGGUGCCAAUUGUGUAGUUAAGAGCCGCAGGCAGCAGCAGCAAAUCAACAUUAGCGAUAACCAAUGCGAGAGCGCAUACAAGCAUGCGGGUGAAGAAUAAUAAUGAUGGUGGUAGCAGGGCAAAGGAGAAAGAGAAGGUGAAUGAAACGAAAAAAUAAACAUAAAUCGACAUAAAAACGUUCACUACUAACAGAGAAAAAAGAAACUGAUUACAACUGAUAAAAACCAGUAACUAACAUUUUGAUAAAGUAUAUAAUAAAAUGCUGCUUAAUGAUAAUUUUUACAAUUAAAAAAAAAAAAA
Rhagoletis pomonella (apple maggot) is the source of this 603-nucleotide messenger RNA. RefSeq lists its product as uncharacterized. The coding region runs from base 122 to 319 and encodes 65 amino acids. The record is from RefSeq and is a predicted model, not a curated record. The transcript has a single exon. NCBI's taxonomy places the organism in Eukaryota, Metazoa, Arthropoda, Insecta, Diptera, Tephritidae.